Molecule: messenger RNA, 2415 nt
Organism: Penicillium alfredii
Lineage: Eukaryota; Fungi; Ascomycota; Eurotiomycetes; Eurotiales; Aspergillaceae
Product: repressor protein
Exons: 2
Coding region: 1-2415 (804 amino acids)
Biological process (GO): chorismate biosynthetic process
Molecular function (GO): 3-phosphoshikimate 1-carboxyvinyltransferase activity; shikimate 3-dehydrogenase (NADP+) activity; 3-dehydroquinate dehydratase activity
Source: RefSeq, a predicted model, not a curated record
AUGCAUCACUCCGAGAUCGCGUCACGCACCUUCGACCGCGACGCAUCUCUGGUGCUAGUCGGCAUUCGAGGAUGCGGCAAGCGUUCGCUGGGGUUCGUCGCGGCAACGGCCCUCAAGCGGCGCUUCAUUACCGAGGAUCAUUACUUCAAGGAAGUCACGGGCGUUACGCGACAUGAAUAUCUGCAGCGCUACGGCAGCCAGGAGUUCCAGCGGCGUGAUAUUGAAGUCCUGACCAUGAUGCUCGACAACCACCGGUCUCGAUGUGUCAUUGAAUGUGGACUAGGCAGUCUCACGCGGCCCGUCCAGGAUCACCUCCGUCGUUACGCUACCACCAACCCAGUGGUUCAUCUGGUGCGUGAUAUCAACUACAUUCAACAACUGUUGGGUCUGGACAACCAGUCAAUACGUCUUCUUCGCGAGGGCGAUCCAGUGCACCGGACGUGUUCCAAUUUCGAGUUCUACAAUGUCGAGGACCAAACACGCGUCGGGAUUCCAUCUGAUGGCGGAAGUCCCGAUCGACGAUCCGCCGACUAUUCAUUCAAGUUGCAAGAUGUCAAGGAAGACUUCACGCGGUUCGUACAGUUUAUCACCGGGGCUGAUGUAAACCAUUCGAGCUACGACUCUCCCUUUGUCCUGCUGGAGACACCACCAGAACUUCGCUCUUUCACCCACGCCAUAUUGGUGCGGUCCUCUGAUCUCAUGGCCAACACAGUCCAUCUGGAGGAGCUCGAGUCUGGGGGCGAUGCCAUCGAGCUCUGCGUCGAUCGUUGGGAUCCGGACAUGGCGGUCACCGUCAGCAAGCAGGUGUCGUUGUUGCGUCGAAAUGCGCGCACUCCUGUGAUCCUCUCCGUCGACCCGUCGUCCACGGGGAUCAAAACCGUGGAUUCUCCAGCGUGUUUGAAUAUUCUGGAGCACGGUCUACGUCUAGCGGUGGAAUACUUAGUCGUGGAUCUAGAUCAAGAUCAAGCCCAGCUAGCCCAAAUCGUGCGUGGCCGGGGGAAGACCAAGAUCAUCGGCCAGCAGAUUCUCAAGCCAUCUUCUGGCAUCACCUGGGGGGACAAGAGCUGUGUCGCUCUCUACCACGACGCAGAAAAACUUGGCUGUCAACUAGUCCGCCUCCUUCGGGUGGCUACCGAACGCGAGGACAACGCUGCAGUCGCAGAAUUCACGAAUAAGAUCCGGUCACUUCCAGGAGAGCACCCGCCACUCAUCGCCUACAACAUUGGCCGCUUGGGGCGGACCUCGCAAGUGUUCAAUUCGAUCCUGACCGGAGUCACCCACCCAGCCAUCACAUCGACGGGCAAUGAAUACGACCCGCAGAUUGCAUCGCGUGAUGCAGUGCGUGCCCUCUUCCAGAGCUACAUGCUGGAUCCGCUGCAAUUUUAUAUCCUCGGCGCCAGUGUUGCCUACAGUCUAUCGCCGGCCAUGCAUAAUGCCGCAAUACAACACUGUGGCAUGAGCCACACCUACAGCAUCCCAGACUCGCCCUCCCUCGCGGCGCUCGAACGACUGGGCCGGGACCCGCAUUUCGGGGGAGCCAGUGUGGUCCAACCGUGGCGCGUGCAGGUGUAUCAAAAGCUUGCAUCCAAAAGCCGACAUGCCGAGGCGAUCGGAGCCAUCAACACCAUCAUGCCAUUGCGGGGUCGGGCCGACGGAACCAUGUUCUCCCUCCAGGAACAGGCCAGCCGGCGCAAUCAAGCAGGCCGUGUGCUGGGGUGGUACGGCGAAAACACUGACUGGGUUGGCAUCAUGACCUGCAUCACCCGCCAUCUCUCCCCACGCAACGCCAUCAGCGCCAGGACAACCGGCCUGGUCAUUGGAGCGGGUGGGAUGGCGCGGGCGGCCAUCUAUGCCAUGCUCCGGCUGGGUUGUCGCAGGGUCUUCAUCUACAACCGGACCCAAUCGCACGCGGAAGACGUUGCGCGACACUUCAACUCCUGGGCGUCAUCUCAAGUGGACUCAGCCGAGGUGGUGCGUGUGCUCCGGUCCACCCAGGACGACUGGCCCAUCGACGCCUGCCCGCCCAGUCUGAUUGCAUCUUGUGUGCCCGCAGACCCGGACCGCGAUGAGCCCCCGGCCAACUUCGAGAUGCCCAUGCAGUGGCUGGGAAGUCCUACAGGAGGAGUGGUUUUAGAGCUGGCCUAUAAGCCAUUAGAUACGCCGCUUCUCCGACAGAUGCGCCGCAUCCGCAGUGAAAUGGGGCGACCCUGGGUCUUGUCGGACGGGUUGGAGAAUGUCACAGAACAAGGGAUUGCUCAGUUUGAACUGAUGACCGGCCGGAAAGCCCCUCGCCGAUUAAUGACCCUGGAGGUGCUGCGCAACUAUGAGGGAGAGAGUGGACGGUUUGACGAGAAGACGAUUCAGGCCCGGCUGGAUGGCGCUGGGUCACCCAUUGGCUGGGUGAACAAAGAAUAG